Molecule: messenger RNA, 2361 nt
Organism: Coniosporium apollinis CBS 100218
Lineage: Eukaryota; Fungi; Ascomycota; Dothideomycetes
Exons: 3
Coding region: 1-2361 (786 amino acids)
Biological process (GO): mRNA processing
Cellular component (GO): nucleus
Molecular function (GO): metal ion binding; RNA binding
Source: RefSeq, a predicted model, not a curated record
AUGUUUGUUGACGAAGCAGACGCAGCCGAACUGAAGAGCUGGGUCGUCAAGCGCCUGGAGGACAUCUCGGACGCAGACUCCGACGUGCUUGCGGACUACGUGCUCGCGCUCGUCAGGUCUGAUGACCCAGACGACCAGGUUAAGAGCAACUGUUUGGAAAAUCUCGAGGACUUCCUCAAGGAGCAUACCGCGACCUUCGUGGACGAUGUCUUCCAAGCCAUCCGAACGCGGGCGUAUCUACCCGGCUAUACUGCGCCUCAACCCGCACGACCUACUGGGCCAUCAUUCAACCCUCCAGCUGGGCCGGCGGCGGCAACAAACAGGAGACAGGGCCCUCAGACAUUCCAGAAUGGCACAUUUGCGCAAGCGGGCGAUCAGUCACGCAAGCGAUCAUUCAAUGACCGUGAAGGGAGCGAACCGCGAGAUGGAAGGGACUCACAUUAUGGGCGUGGUGGAGAGAGGUCGGUACAGAAGAUGCGACGAGGCAACAACAGAGGCAUCGUGCCUGAAACGCCAAGAGGACCACGGGCGACCCAACCGCAGGGUCAAGUAGGCGGCCUGCUAGGUUUGCCUGGCCUUGGAGGUCCAGCGAUGCAACGUGCGCCCGCCAUGCCUCAAAUGCCUACACCGCCGCCAGGCUUCCCUCCGCUCGACCCGAACAAUCCGCUCGCGGCUAUUCUAGCCAUGCAGGCACUGGGGUUUCCAUCUAUACCUGGCUUUCCACCUCUACCUACAGCAGGCUCGCCAACGAACACCUUCUCUCAGCCCGGCUCACAAGCGCCUCCGGCACGCGAUGCUGCGCCAAUGAGGCAACCCGGGAGACGGUGUCAAGACUACGACACCAAAGGCUUCUGCGCGCUCGGCGGCAGCUGCCCCUACGAGCACGGAACAAACCACAUCGUGGUCUCCAGCCAGUCCGACGAGUAUGACCCGACAAAGUCGGCGCGCAUCAUGGACGACGUCCAGAAACCGACAAACGGCUACGCCGAGAGCAACCGAGGAGGCAGCGACCGCGGUCGUGGACAACGAGGGCGAGGCCAACGUGGCGACAGAGCCGGCUUCCAGGGCCGCGGCGGCCGCGCCGCUUUCUCGCAAGCCGGGCCCAACAACGACCGCUCCAACACCUCCAUUGUCGUCGAGCAGAUUCCGGAAGACAAGUUUGACGAGCAGGCGGUGCGCGACUACUUCUCAGAGUUUGGGAACAUCGUGGACGUCAAUAUGCAGGCUUACAAGCGGCUCGCGGUGGUCAAAUAUGACGACUACUGGGCGGCGCGGCACGCGUACGAGAGCCCCAAGGUCAUCUUCGACAACAGAUUCGUAAAGGUGUACUGGUACAAGCCUGACGCCGUGCCGAAACCGCCAGAAAACGGCACCUCUGCCGGCCACGAGGGCAACGUCGCAACGAACCAGGCCGAGAAACAGGACGAGGAGAUGAUCGACCCGGCCGAGUUCGAGCGGAAGCAGGCAGAGGCGCAGAAGGCCCACGAAGAGAAGAUGAAGAAACUAGCAGAGGCAGAAAGCCAGCGGGAAGAGCUGGAGCGGAAACUGAAGAAGCAGGCCGAGGAGCGGAAGAAGCUGCUGGAGCAGCUGGCCGCGAAGCAGGGCGCGAGAGCCACGGCAGCGUCAGCAUCACCAGCAGUUGCAGCAGCGAGCCCUGUAUCCGCCAAGUUGGAGCCUCCCACGAACGGCACGGCCGAGCCCGCCCCAAAACCCUCGCAGACUGAGGCGCUGAAAGCUAAGCUCGCGGAGCUGGAGGCGGAGGCUCAGGCUAUGGGCAUCGACCCCGAGGAGCCGUACGCGGGGUAUCCCGGCAGAGGCAGGGGGCGGGGCGGGUACAGGGGCCGCGCGGGUUUCGUGCCUCGAGGCCGCGGCUUUGAUCCCUAUCGCGGCUCGUACCGCGGGCGGGGAAGCUAUGCUGGCGGGCCGAGAGGCGGUGCCGUCAAGAGGCUGGACAAUCGGCCCAAAAGGGUUGCGGUUGCGGAUGUGGAGGUGGGGAGUGAGAGGGAUGAGGCGUUGAGGCAGUAUCUUUUCAACCACUACGACGUCGACUCCAUAACCCCCCACCCCGACCACCCCGCCACGCUUGUCGUCGCCUUCAAGGAACGCUAUCUCGCCGAGGACUUCGUCACUAAUACUACCUCCAUCCCUAAGAUCGGGAAGCCGGACCUCUCGUGGGUGCCGAAUCCGCCUCUUCCGCCUGUCAGCUCUUCGACGCUCAACGCUGCGGCCGCCGCUUUUACGCCACAGUCGAACGACCAGGAUGUUGCGAUGGGCGAGGGCGCGAAUGGGAAUCAGGGCGGGGGUGGGGACGUGGAUUACGAUGUUGCAGAUGAUGAGGACCGGUGGAUGGCGGUGGGGUGA